Messenger RNA from Trematomus bernacchii (emerald rockcod), 2799 nucleotides. RefSeq lists its product as uncharacterized. Lineage: Eukaryota; Metazoa; Chordata; Actinopteri; Perciformes; Nototheniidae. Bases 1 to 2142 code for a protein of 713 amino acids. The transcript has 3 exons. The record is from RefSeq and is a predicted model, not a curated record.
AUGAACCCCGCAAGCACUGGAGCGGAUCCCGCCACAGUCCAUCAUGCCCUGUCUAGUCAGGGUUCCCUUCUGGGUCAACACGACCAGCUCAUUCGGGCGUUAGUCGAGAGCAAUCAAUCCAUGGCUCAUCAUGUCUCAGAGUUAGCUUGCCAGAUCUCAGCUCUAACUACCUCGGCUGCAGUUUCUCUUGCCACUCCCAAUCCAGCUUUUUCUCCUACUCCACGCCAGGAUUUCCCCAUCACCGACCCUGAGCCAUUCCACGGUGAGGUGGAGAAAUGCAGAGGAUUUCUUUUCCAGUGUAACAAGGUUUUUCGCCAGCGUCCUGUUUCGUUUGCAGCUGAUGUUACCCGGAUUAAUUAUGUUCUGAGUUUGCUCCGUGGCAAGGCUUUAACCUGGGCAGAGGCUUUGAGCUCUUCAGUGGACUAUGACAAUCUGCGUUUCGAAUGCUUCUCUGAGCGUUUUUCUGCUGUCUUUGAUCAUCCCAAUUAUUCUGGCUCCGCCGAGAAUCAGCUGCUCGGUUUACAACAGGGAAACCGGAGUGUGGCCGAAUAUUCCAUCGAGUUUCACACACUCGCUGCAGAGGCUCGAUGGGACGAGGCGGCUCUCAAGGCGGUGUUUUUGAGAGGAUUAAAGGAUCAGCUCCGGGAUGAAUUAGCUGCACGAGACGUUCCAGCGGAUCUCCAAGAUCUGAUUUCCUUGGUGUCCCGCCUGGACUGUCGUUUGCGGGAGCGCAGAGCUGAGCGGACACAGCGGAAUCCACCUGUCUCACACAGUAAGCCCAGUUUUUCCACCUACCCUGUUCCCUCUGUGUUUAAGUCUCCCUCCGUUUUCUCGCCGCCCAGCGGGCGCACCUCUUCUCACGAGGAGGCUAUACAACUGGGUCGCGCUAGACUAUCUCCGGAGGAGCGUCAACGAAAGAUAAUUGAAUGGGAUCAGCACUGUCUCGCUAACUGUCUGUUAUCUGCUGUACCUCCUGUCUCUGUCUCCCCAAACUCUGCUGCUUCUGUAGACUUAACUGGAGUUCCUGCGACCUACCACGACCUGAGAUUGGUCUUCAGCAAGGAGAGGGCUCUCUCUCUUCCUCCUCAUCGGCCCUACGACUGCUCUAUAGAUCUGUUUCCUGGGGCUCCUCUACCCACCAGCCGCCUCUACAACCUGUCCCGUCCUGAGAAGGAGGCUAUGGAGCUAUAUAUCACGGACUCAGUGGCUGCUGGGAUUAUUCGUUCUUCCUCCUCUCCCGUGGGUGCCGGUUUCUUCUUCGUUGGCAAAAAGGAUAAGUCACUGCGACCUUGCAUUGACUUUCGUGGGUUAAACAACAUUACUGUUAAGAACAAGUACCCAUUACCCCUUCUCACCUCUGCUUUUGAACCUCUCCAUGAGGCAACCCUGUUCACCAAGCUUGACCUUAGGAACGCCUAUCAUCUGGUCCGUAUCCGUCAAGGGGAUGAAUGGAAGACGGCUUUCAACACUCCCUUAGGUCAUUUUGAAUACCUAGUCAUGCCCUUUGGACUCACUAACGCUCCAGCAGUAUUUCAGGCUCUGGUCAACGAUGUUCUGCGUGAUUUCCUUAACCGCUUUGUCUUUGUUUACAUAGACGACAUCUUGAUUUUCUCCAAAGACCAGGAGGAACACGAGAACCAUGUCCGCCUGGUGCUUCAGAGACUGCUGGAGAACAAGCUCUAUGUCAAGGCUGAGAAGUGUGAGUUCCACCAGAACCGGAUCAGCUUCCUGGGCUAUAUCAUUAGUCAGGGCAGAGUGGAGGCAGAUUCUGGAAAGAUCGAGGCUGUGGUCGAGUGGCCAGCCCCUACUACGAGGAGGGAGCUUCAGAGGUUUCUGGGCUUCGCCAACUUUUACCGCCGCUUCAUCAGGAACUUCAGUAAGGUUGCUGCACCUCUCUCAAGACUCACCUCUGUCAACAUUAAGUUCUUCUGGACCCCAGAGGCUAAUGAGGCUUUUCUCAAACUCAAGUCCCUGUUCACCUCUGCUCCCAUCCUCAUCCAGCCAGACUCUGAGAAGCAGUUUAUUGUGGAGGUUGAUGCGUCAGUUCGUUCCCGAUGCUGCUCGCUCCAAGGUUCUACAGUGGGUCCACAGUUCCCGGUUCUCCAUCCAUCCCGGAGUAAACCGCACACGCUCUCUUCUUAAGAGACACUUCUGGUGGCCAACUGUCAACAAGGACACUCAGGAGUUUGUUUCUUCCUGUCCCACGUGUGCUAGGAGUAAGUCCUCCCACCAAACACCUGCAGGAUUGCUUCAGCCUCUACCCAUCCCUAGUCGUCCCUGGUCACAUAUCGCCUUGGACUUUGUUACUGGUCUGCCUCCCUCCCAGGGUAACACCACAAUUCUCACCAUUGUUGAUAGAUUCUCUAAGUCUGCCCACUUUGUAGCUCUUCCUAAGCUCCCUUCAGCCUUGGAGACCUCCCAACUCCUCUCUGUACACGUUUUCCGGCUACAUGGAAUCCCUUCUGACAUAGUUUCUGACCGCGGUCCUCAAUUCACCUCUCGAGUGUGGAAGGAGUUCUGUCAAUCCCUGGGAGCUUCUGUCAGUUUAACAUCCGGAUAUCAUCCCCAGUCAAACGGUCAGACUGAGCGAACCAACCAGGACCUGGAGUCAGCCCUCCGCUGCAUCGUUGACCGUAACCCCUCUACCUGGAGCUCCCAUCUUCCCUGGGUUGAGUACUCGCAUAAUUCCCUAACGUGUUCUGCUACUGGUCUCUCCCCGUUUGAGGCUUCUUUGGGGUACCAGCCGCCCCUGUUCCCUGAAGAGGAGAGAGAACUAGCAGUUCCCUCGGUCCAGCAGCA